UGAGUGGGCGGGAUAUUCUCUGUGUUGUGUUGGUUUCGUAAGCAAGAGCAACGAUUUCGGUUUUGUUUUCUUUGAUUUCCAGUCGCUGAACUGUAGGUUGAACAUUCAGUAAAACCAGGCAAAGACAAGCACUGUGUUGCACUGCACACUGGGUAAUUCUGUUGACUGCAGCUCAAUGGAAAAAUUGUAACCAUGUUCAGUUUUGAGGGAGAUUUCAAGAGAACCCCCAAGGUGUCCCUUGGAGGUGCUAGCAGAAAAGAGGAAAAAGCAUCACUGCUUCAUCGAACACAAGAAGAAAGAAGGAAAAGAGAGGAUGAGAGGAAAAGAUUAAAGAAUGCAAUCAUCAUUCAGUCAUACAUUAGGGGAUACCAAGAUAGGAAACAGCAAUAUGCCGUUCAGAGGGGCUACUUUGACCACUGUGUGUGUCAGUGCCAGUCAGGCUCUGGCCCUCAACUUGCAGACAGUGGCACUCUCAUCCAACUAGCUCGCCAGCUUCUCUUUUUUUACAGGCAGAGUAAAGACUCACACAGAAUGAUCUGGAUGUGUCAGAGUUUGGUAAAGCACCAUGCUCAGUUUAUCAAGCUGCUUGCUGGGCCAGAAAGACAGAGCUGUCUGUUUCAGAUCAAGAGAAUACUGGGACACUGUUGCAGGAUGCUACAAGCAUGUAAUGAUGACAGUCAGAAUGUGGCGGUCCCGAUGCGAAUGCUGGAGGUCUUCUCCUCUGAAAGAACCUACUUGCCAUUUUUACAGGAUGCAGGCUGUGUCACUGCACUUAUUGAGCAAAUUUUUCACUACAUGGUACAGAAAGGAUACUACAGAUCUCUGUAUGUUUUGGUGAAUCACAAGUUGCCAUCAAGUCUGGAGUACAGCGAUUCCCCCUCCAUUCCACUGGCACAUGUGCUGCUAGAACAUAUGCUCAAACCUCUGCACUUUACAUACAGCUCCUGCCCUCCAGAUGCCAGACAGUUUGUGUUUUCGGCCUUCACUGAGGACUUCAUUUCAGCGCCUUUUACUGAACAAAUCUAUCAUUUCUUCGUGCCAGCUUUGGCAGACCCAAGACUAGCUUUCCCUUUUCAGAACUUCCUUUGGUCGCUCCAGGUCACCAUAGCCUCCUCUGCCCAGGCCCGAGCUCAGGCCCCCUGGCUCUUUUACUUUGUACUAUCUGUUGGAGAAACAGGACUGGGUUCACUUUCAGAGGAAGGGUUGCUUUUGUACUUGAAUGCUCUACAAACUCUGUUGCCAUUGUUGCCUGUAACUGAGUGCAACAGUAGAACUGACAUCAACAGUGAUUCAGAAGAUGAGGAAGCAACGACUCUAAAGCCUCACGCAGCACAGGAUGGCAGUUGGAUAUCUGUGCAUUACAUAACAGAGGAAUGUGUUCAGAAGUUGGACACCAAACAGCAGACUAACACUUUGCUAACAUUAGUGUGGAGAGACUCAGCAAGUGAAGACAUCUUCACCAUGAUGGCCUCCAUUUGUCACACUUUGAUGGUGCAACACCGUAUGAUGGUGCCCAAAGUCAGGCUUUUGUACAGUUUAGCCUUUAAUGCUCGCUUUCUUAGACACCUGUGGCACUUAAUCACAUCCAUGAAGACUAAAAUGAUCACAGGGUCUAUGGUUCUCCUGUUGCAGGUGAUGUCUCGAGGUUCUCCAAUGUCUCUGGAAGACUCGAACAGGAUUAUCCCUCUUUUCUAUCUCUUUAGUUCACUCUUCAGUCAUUCACUUAUCUCUGUGCAUGACAGCGAGUUCUUUGGCAGCUCAGCAGAUGGUCAGUGCCAGUUGUCGAUGAUGCCCUUCUCUCUGGUAGAGUUGGUGACCUUGUCUCGAUGUUUGCGGGAUGCCUGUCUGGGCAUCAUUAAGCUGGCGUAUCCUGAGACUAAGACAGAGCACAAAGAGGAGUAUGUAGCAGCAUUCCGCAGUGUUGGCGUGAAAACCAACAGCCAAGUACAGCAGCGCAUUCAAGCUCAACAGAAACGAUGGGUCCAGCUUUUUAAGGUGAUUACCAACCUUGUGAAAAUGUUGAAAGCACGAGAUAUUCGAAGACCUUUCUGUCCAUCGGGUCACUGGCUCUCUGAUGAGGUCAACAUCAGGGCUGACAAGGUGACUCAGCUCUAUGUGCCCUCCGCAAGACAUGUGUGGAGAGCAAGGAGAAUGGGACGUAUUGGACCGCUUCAGUCCACAUUAGAUGUUGGACUACAGCCUCCACCACUGUCAGUAUCAGAGGAGAGACACUUGGCUAUCCUCACUGAAUUGCCCUUUGUUGUGCCCUUUGAGGAGAGAGUGAAGAUUUUCCAGAAAUUGAUCUAUGCUGAUAAGCGGGAGGUGCAAGGAGAGGGUCCUUUUUUGGAUGGAGUUAACCUCACCAUUCGACGGAACUACAUCUAUGAAGAUGCAUAUGAAAAAUUGUCCCCUGAGAAUGAGCCUGAUCUAAAGAAGAGAAUCAGGGUUCAUCUGCUCAAUGCUCAUGGGCUAGAUGAAGCUGGCAUUGAUGGUGGAGGAAUAUUCAGAGAGUUUUUGAAUGAGUUGUUGAAAUCGGGUUUUAACCCAAACCAAGGCUUCUUUAAGACAACUAAUGAAGGGCUUCUCUAUCCGAACCCCACAGCAGAGAUGCUUGUGGGAGAAUCCUUCACCCGCCACUACUACUUCCUCGGCCGGAUAUUGGGAAAGGCGCUGUAUGAAAACAUGCUAGUGGAAUUGCCAUUUGCCAGUUUCUUCCUGUCGAAGCUCUUAGGCACCAGUGCAGAUGUGGACAUCCAUCAUCUGGCCUCUCUAGACCCAGAGAUGUAUCGAAAUCUGCUUUUCCUCAAGAGCUAUGAAGGUGAUGUGGAAGACCUCGGCCUUAACUUCACAGUGGUCAACAAUGACCUCGGGGAGGCCCAGGUGGUUGAGCUUAAACCAGGGGGAAAGGACAUCCCGAUAACUACAGCCAACAGGAUAGCCUACAUCCAUUUAGUGGCCGAUUACCGUCUGAACAAACAGAUCCGAGCACACUGCUUGGCCUUUCGGCAGGGCCUGGCCAACGUUUUCAACCUAGAGUGGCUGCGCAUGUUUGAUCAGCAGGAAAUUCAGGUACUGAUUUCUGGUGCACAUGUGCCUAUCUGUCUGGAAGACCUGAAGAGAUUCACAAACUACUCAGGUGGUUAUUCAGUGAAUCAUCCAGUGAUUAAAAUUUUCUGGGAGGUGGUUGAGAGCUUCAGCGAUGAGGAGAAACGCAAACUGCUCAAGUUUGUCACAAGCUGCUCACGACCUCCGCUCUUUGGCUUCAAGGAGCUGUACCCAGCCUUCUGCAUCCAUAAUGGAGGUACUGACCUGGAGCGUCUCCCUACGGCUAGCACUUGCAUGAACCUUCUCAAGCUGCCCGAGUUCUGUGACCCUCAGCAAAUGAGGAACAAGUUACUCUAUGCUAUUGAAUGCUCUGCUGGCUUUGAGCUCAGCUGAGAAAUGAGUCGUCUUCUUGAUGGCCUUGGAAUCCAGACAAGAAGCUAUGGCCUUUGUCGUGGUGACCAGAUAGGAAGUGACCAGAAUGGACAGACUUUGUCUCUGCUGUGAUUUGCAGAAAGUGUUGGGAAAUAAAAACAGAGGACAAAAGACAGAGAAAUCCAGAAGGACCAUUUUAAGUUGUGGCAUGGAAUAGUACUGUAUAUGCUCAAUUUUAUUUUUAUUUCAAAGAGACUGAACUUGUGAUAAUGGAACAGCAGUUAUACAUUCAAAGCAGCAUCCCAGAAGGCAUAUGGUCAAAAGCACUAACACUGAACAGGAACAUCUGAAUGUUGGAGAUACAAUGGACAACAGAAUAAAAAUGGCAACGUAAAAAUUACCUGUAGAUUUUCUUUCAUUCUUGAUAGGACAUUUUUAAGAACUGAGUUUUACCGUUUCAGCUGCUCUGUCAACGUAGUGCAGCAAAUAUUGAGUAUUUAUGUCCGCCAACAAAGAUGCAUGCAUUAGUCUCGCUAACUCAAGAACAAGCUAAAACUAAAGCUUCUACAUUAUAUCAGCAUGCCUGAAAUUUCUUAAAUACGAUACUAAAGAGUUGGCUUGGUUUAAGGUCACACCACAUUAGCUGUACCAGUAAAAAUGCACAUUCCUUUAUACAGGGCCAACAGUGUAGCAUUUGCUGAAGAUUGAAUUUAUAAUUUUCUAUUCCAAAAAUUAUUUUAUGACUAAUGUUCCUCCAACAAAGGAGUUUAAUAGAUAAGUGUCAUGGCAGUUCGAACCUUGAUGUGUGAGGUUAAAAAUGGUCAUCGGUAGCACAUCUCAGAAAAUGGUGUAUUGUAGUCUUGUUUUAAUCACGGUAAAAUAAUGACUUGAAUUGGAUGACUUUUUACCGAAAGAAUAGUGUUUCAUUACACUUGGAACAAAUAGGUAUUUUUUUAACAACACUGUUUAAUAGAUUAUGCCAGUUAGCUAAAAUUACAUUAAAGAGCAGUUGCAACAGUCAGGCCUGUUUUUGAGAUUUCAGGCCUCAAGGUUGUGUGUCCGUUGUGUUUAUCAAAAAAAAAAAAAAAAAAAAAUAUAUAUAUAUAUAUAUAUAUAUAUAUAUAUAUAUAUAUAUAUAUAUAUAUAUAUAUAUAUAUAUAUAUAUUCCAUACUUAUCAUUAUGCAUUUUGUAAAUGCAUAAUGAUGCUGGUAUUUGUGCAAUAAAGCAAAAAUUAAGAACAUGCACGUUUUUUUUAAGGGUUUUUAAUGUCUGACAAACAUGUCAAUGAAGGAAAGUUGUGACUUUGAAGCCAAGGCCUGCCUACUGGACAUUAUUCCAGUAUUUACUGUAGCACUUAGCAAUUCAGUAGUAUCCUGAAGAGAAUUGUAUUUUCUGUCAGCAUCCUCAAGUUGCUUUUUGCUGCUACUUACUGAAUGUGUUCAGCAUGGCUGUAAGAGGACAUGUUGAUGGGUUGGAAAAGAGCUGAUGAUGGAUAUGUGAAUAUGUAUGUCUAAUUUUAACAUGUGGUAUUCCUUCACACAGUAUUUAUAUAAACAUUCUCUGUGUAAUUUCUUCUGUUUGGCAACAGGUCGAACAGACCAACAUCCAUGCUGAAGUAAAUUAGAAUGACAUCAUACAAACAGGUGCUGAAUAUCUGAUUGUUUACAUGCAUUGAUGUGAAGAGUUUUUGUCUUGUUGGUGAUGAGAAAGGACAUGCGAAGUUGUGUGUAAAGAUGUAAGUUUUCAGAUUUGUACUUUAACAGUAAGUGCCCUAAAUGAUUUUUUGGAAUGACAAACAACAGUGACAAAGAAAGGUGUUAAUAUGUACCAGAGUGUAUGGAAAUGAUUAAAUAUGUUUUGAGUUUGUAUUUGCA
This is a messenger RNA of Myxocyprinus asiaticus (Chinese sucker), 5292 nucleotides long. RefSeq names its product ubiquitin-protein ligase E3C-like. Gene Ontology annotation, biological process: protein polyubiquitination; ubiquitin-dependent protein catabolic process. The record is from RefSeq and is a predicted model, not a curated record. The transcript is spliced from 24 exons. NCBI's taxonomy places the organism in Eukaryota, Metazoa, Chordata, Actinopteri, Cypriniformes, Catostomidae. Gene Ontology annotation, molecular function: ubiquitin protein ligase activity; protein binding. The coding region runs from base 193 to 3438 and encodes 1081 amino acids.